AUGUAAAAUAAUAUAGAUGAUGAAAUGACAAACAUUGAAAACAUAUAAAUAGAAGAAAGUAUUGAAAAUGUAAAUAUUAGUUUUAUAUUUGAUAAAAUCAGAAAGAUUUUCAGAAGCAGUUGAAAAAUCUAAAAUAUUAAUAUCUUAAUCUAAUGAGCAAAUAGCAUAUAAUUUAUUAUGUAAUGUCAUAAUGAUUUUUUAGAAAGCAUUUUAGAAAAAUAAUAAUGUUUUGAGUAAAUAUUAGAAUUGUGUGAAUAAGCAAUUGAGAAAUAUAUUUCUAAAAGUCUAUUUUUUAAAUUAAAAGGUAAGAAUAUUAAUGAGUAAUUCAUAGCAAAAGCAUUAUUAUAAUUCAAAAAAGCAAAUGAAUCUUUGGAACUUUGUAAUUAAAUUAUUUCCAACCAUCCAUAAGAAUUAGAUUUAUAUAUUUUAAAAUGUAACAUUAUCAUCAAUUUAAUCAGCAAAUGCUUUAAAAUACCUUGAUAGAAAAGAAUAAAUCAUAUAGAUGUGGGAGUAAUUUGUUUAGCAAUUUUGUUAAGUAUUUGAAGGAUAUAAUUAUCUAAGUUAUUUAUUAUAUGAUUUAUUUAGUUUAAGCGUUAGAGGUAAAUCAAAAUUAUAAUGAGAUAAUUUCUGUUUGUGAUAAGGCUAUAUAAUAGUUUCCUGAUUAAAUUCUAUUUUUACAAAAAAAAGGUUUGAAAUCUAACAAUAAAUUAUUAGGUGAAAUUUUACAUAAAUAAAAGUCAUAUCUUUAAGCCAUUGAAAUUUGGGAUGAAUUAAUUUAGAAAUAAAAAAAAGAAGUUAAAUAUUAUGAAAUGAAAAGUUUUAAAUAACAAUUUAAUUUUAGUAAAAACAUUGACCAAAUAUAAGAAGUAAAUAUCAAAAUAAUAUUAAAAUAAUAAUAAAGAGGAAGAAGAUUUAAAUAAAUUAUGUUGUAUUUAUAAAUAAUUAAUAAUGAAGCCUUGAUUAAUGAAUAAAUAGUUACAUGUUGUUCCUAAUUACUAUAAGAAAAUGAGGAUGAAAACUUAGAAAUUGAUAGAUGUAUUUUAAUAAAUAAUAUUUUUAGUACAAUUCUUAGAUAAAUUUAAAUACAUAUUGAUUAAUUAAAAAUAAGCAGCUACUAUUUUUUUAGAUUAUCUAAUUAAAAAGUAUCCUAAAAAUCUAGACGGAUAUUAUUUUAAAGGUAUCAAUGAAUUUAUUUAGUAAAAAUCUUAUAUGAAGAGAAAAAAUUUGAAUAGAUUAUAGAGUUAUACGAUUAAGCUAUCUCUUAUCAACCUGAAAAUAUAUUGUUAUAUGAGAAUAAGGGUAUAUUUAUAUUUUUAUAUGUUUAGCUAGACAAUUAGAAAAAUAAUAAAGAUGGGUCGAAGCUUUAAAAUGCAUUAAUCAAGCUUUAUCAAUGUCUCCUGAAUCUCUGCAUUAUUAUUUAUAAAAAUGUACAAAUAUAAAUAUUAAUUUUAGUUAAAUCUUUAUAGAAGCUGAAUCUUAUUAGAACAGCUAGAUAAUGCNGUGAAUAAGCAAUUGAGAAAUAUAUUUCUAAAAGUCUAUUUUUUAAAUUAAAAGGUAAGAAUAUUAAUGAGUAAUUCAUAGCAAAAGCAUUAUUAUAAUUCAAAAAAGCAAAUGAAUCUUUGGAACUUUGUAAUUAAAUUAUUUCCAACCAUCCAUAAGAAUUAGAUUUAUAUAUUUUAAAAUGUAACAUUAUCAUCAAUUUAAUCAGCAAAUGCUUUAAAAUACCUUGAUAGAAAAGAAUAAAUCAUAUAGAUGUGGGAGUAAUUUGUUUAGCAAUUUUGUUAAGUAUUUGAAGGAUAUAAUUAUCUAAGUUAUUUAUUAUAUGAUUUAUUUAGUUUAAGCGUUAGAGGUAAAUCAAAAUUAUAAUGAGAUAAUUUCUGUUUGUGAUAAGGCUAUAUAAUAGUUUCCUGAUUAAAUUCUAUUUUUACAAAAAAAAGGUUUGAAAUCUAACAAUAAAUUAUUAGGUGAAAUUUUACAUAAAUAAAAGUCAUAUCUUUAAGCCAUUGAAAUUUGGGAUGAAUUAAUUUAGAAAUAAAAAAAAGAAGUUAAAUAUUAUGAAAUGAAAAGUUUUAAAUAACAAUUUAAUUUUAGUAAAAACAUUGACCAAAUAUAAGAAGUAAAUAUCAAAAUAAUAUUAAAAUAAUAAUAAAGAGGAAGAAGAUUUAAAUAAAUUAUGUUGUAUUUAUAAAUAAUUAAUAAUGAAGCCUUGAUUAAUGAAUAAAUAGUUACAUGUUGUUCCUAAUUACUAUAAGAAAAUGAGGAUGAAAACUUAGAAAUUGAUAGAUGUAUUUUAAUAAAUAAUAUUUUUAGUACAAUUCUUAGAUAAAUUUAAAUACAUAUUGAUUAAUUAAAAAUAAGCAGCUACUAUUUUUUUAGAUUAUCUAAUUAAAAAGUAUCCUAAAAAUCUAGACGGAUAUUAUUUUAAAGGUAUCAAUGAAUUUAUUUAGUAAAAAUCUUAUAUGAAGAGAAAAAAUUUGAAUAGAUUAUAGAGUUAUACGAUUAAGCUAUCUCUUAUCAACCUGAAAAUAUAUUGUUAUAUGAGAAUAAGGGUAUAUUUAUAUUUUUAUAUGUUUAGCUAGACAAUUAGAAAAAUAAUAAAGAUGGGUCGAAGCUUUAAAAUGCAUUAAUCAAGCUUUAUCAAUGUCUCCUGAAUCUCUGCAUUAUUAUUUAUAAAAAUGUACAAAUAUAAAUAUUAAUUUUAGUUAAAUCUUUAUAGAAGCUGAAUCUUAUUAGAACAGCUAGAUAAUGCAUUAGAAUGAUCCCAAAUAUUUAUUAUGACACAGACCAAGAAAUGGAACAAUGUGAUUUUUGA
Paramecium primaurelia is the source of this 2812-nucleotide messenger RNA. Lineage: Eukaryota; Ciliophora; Oligohymenophorea; Peniculida; Parameciidae. The record is from the annotation of a GenBank genome assembly.